Molecule: messenger RNA, 615 nt
Organism: Penicillium argentinense
Lineage: Eukaryota; Fungi; Ascomycota; Eurotiomycetes; Eurotiales; Aspergillaceae
Exons: 1
Coding region: 1-615 (204 amino acids)
Source: RefSeq, a predicted model, not a curated record
AUGGCAGCCAACGCCAAAGAAGAAAGAAAAGUACGAAUCUACAAGAUCCUCACCGCCAUCUCCAUCCUCGCCCUCAUCGCCUUCACCAUCGUCACGUCAGUCUACUACUCAAGCAAAGAGCGCACCAUGGAAGUUCCAAAGAACGAAACAAAAUCAAUCCCCCACACCUCCGCCCCGGGCGCUGAGAUCCUCCGAGUCGCGAGAUCCACCGAGACCGAAUCCAUGGAAGAGAACAUCCCCACGCUUGAACCUUUCGCGCCGCCUUACCCUGACUCUUGCAAGGUGAAUAAUGACUGUGAUUGGGGAUAUCGUUGCAUCGCGAAGGCUUGUUAUCCUGGCUGCGACUCACAGGCUGAUUGUCGCAAGCCGCAUCUGUGUCAGCAUUGGAUUCAUGAUGGGCCCAGCUUCAAGUAUUGUCUUGUGAAGCCGCAUCAGACAUGUCGGGAGCACCUUGCUUUCUGUUCGAAGAAUAAUGAGUGUUGCUCUGGGAAGUGUAAGGCGAAGGGCAAGUGGAAGAUGUGCCAGCCUAGUGGUGGUCGGGGUCGUGGGCGACCGAGUGAUAUUGGUGGAAAUGAUGAAGGACUUGAUGCCAAGCAGGAGGUGCAUUCUGUCUGA